AUGUCUGAUACUCGCUGGUUCGCACGCGCAGAUGCGACGAAAGCGCUGGUGGACGGAUAUGAUGAAAUCUGCGAUGCCUUGUUAGAGCUUGCUGGCGACAUGGAACAGAAAGCUGCCACCCGGGAAGAAGCAAGAGGUUAUGUCGACAUCAUGAAUCGGCUGGAAACAGGCAUACUAGCUGUUUUGUGGUAUCAUAUUCUACAUCGUUUUCACGGCAGCAGUCAAGUUCUACAGUCCGCCGAACAAGACCUCAAUUCAGCCGUUGCAAUCUACGAGUCUCUUGCGGAUUUUAUCCGAAAGCUGCGCACCAGAUUCGAAGAGUUCGAAAGGAAAGGAAAGGUACUGAGUGAAUGUGACCAAUACAAGGAAGACGUCCAACGAGUGCGUCGACGUAAUCGCCAUUACGAUGAUCCGGAAGCAGCACCUGAACAGCCGCAGACUCCAGCCGACAAGUUUCGGACAGGAACGUUUCUGGUAAUUGUAGACAGCAUCGCCAGUGAAUUGCAGAAACGAUUGGACGCCUAUUCAGAAAUUGCUGCGAAGUUUGGCUUCUUGCGAACGUCUUUACCGCCUAAUUGUUGCCAAUAA
Messenger RNA from Dendronephthya gigantea, 588 nucleotides. RefSeq lists its product as uncharacterized. The transcript has a single exon. The record is from RefSeq and is a predicted model, not a curated record. The coding region runs from base 1 to 588 and encodes 195 amino acids. Lineage: Eukaryota; Metazoa; Cnidaria; Anthozoa; Malacalcyonacea; Nephtheidae.